AUGUGGAGCAAAGCGGAGCAUUUGGGGGAACCAGUAACAUUUCUUCUUGAAGUAACUGACGGCGUGCCCGCUGAUCCUGCGGAGUUUCUUGAUGAUUUGCUUCAGCGUUUGCGCGAGGUGAGUCUCAAGGGAUGCAUUUAUGAAGCCGCAUGCCGUGUGUACAACCCUCUUUUAGUAUACGUUAGUCUUAUGGACGAUCCUGACACCGAGCCUGUGGACUUGGAGAAUCAAGACGAGGUCGGAAUCGACGAAUGGUUUCCACUCCACCUCGCCAUUGUUUUGCUGCGGCAAGAGGUGGUUGAAGCAAUUGUGACAUUUCACCGAACAUAUGGAGGGGUUGUACUUGACAGCGUUUCGUGUGGAAGCGCUAUCGGCACACCUUGUGAAUACCAUGACGUUGAGGAGCAAUCUGGCCGUAUUUCAUCGCUGCCGGUUGCUCCUUCGUGUGGCAGCGAUGCUUUGGGAGUUACCAUGGCUGGGGGCGUCGAAAAGUCGCAGGGCCAACUAAACUUGGGUGACCGCGACGCAAGAUGCCAGAUCAGGCGCGAGUUUGCUGGUGCUUUUGUUGUUUUUGGAGCUAACUCAGAGAGAUCACCACUUCGUGACGGAGGGAAUAACGACAGCUGCAACACAAGCAAUGGAGAAAAUGUUGGUGCGUUGGGCUUGAGUUCUGAAUGCAAGGGAGUGAAAUGGCCGUUCAGACUGUCCUGUGUGUCGGAAGCCUUACGCCCGCUACUUCUGCGUCUCGUGUGGGAGGGGACUCGUCAUCGUGGUGACCGCCACUGUGGCUGCCGUAGAGGUAGAGCGCGAGGUGGCUCUAAAGGCAGCGAUAACGCUGAGCUGGUCUCCCUACCCGAGGGCUGUUUCACCGAGCGCAUUGCUAGGUUAAGCAAUGCUGCACGACGUAACGAUACUCAACCCCUCUCCAGCAUUUUGGUGGAUUCAACUGUCAUGUAUGAUGUAUGCAACGGCAAUAUAGCUACACUGUUUGACGUUUUGGAGGUUUUCGAUGGGUUGCUACUACCUGUUUUUUGUGGUGAAACCCCCCUUUCAGUAGGUGACAACGGCAGAUUGACUACUGCUGGCACAGGCGAGCAGCCAGAUGACACCAGAGGCGGUGGUUGCGGUUGCGUCGAGGCUAGCGAAAAACGUAUGCGCCAGUGCCAAUUACCGUUACAGCCGCAUUUUUACCUUUCCUGCCCAGUGCAAGAUCCCCAAAAGCUUGCUUUCAUCCUUCUUUGGGUAGAUUUUCGCCGCUCAACAUUGUUGAAGCUCGAGCAGCAUGGUCCCGAUAUCGUGGGCGGCUACAGCCCUGCGUUACGGCACGGUGACGUACCUGCCACCGUUCCGACCGCAGCGUCACUCCACAGCGUGCACCUUUUCCUCUUGUUGCAGUUAGUCUCGCUUGAGUGUACGGUUCAAAAAUUUUUACCUCUUGUGGAGGCCAUUGAUGAAACUCAAACUGUGGGUGACAUGCCUGUGACAUUUGUGGCGGCGUUGGUAGCGGGGGCUGUGGCAGCUUCAUUCCCCCAAAAUGGCCCGCUGCUACUAAUGAUGUGUGAGAAGCUGAGGGUUUUGCUAGCAAGCGCGUCGGGUGAGCAAGCGGCGCUCCGGCGGUACGUAGCUUCACCACCAGCCAGUGAAGCAGAGCGCUUCAGUGUGUUAUGGUUGAUGGCCACACCGUCUACUCCGCUGAAGAAGUUUAGCUCAAGAGCGGAGAUGUUGUACUUUGGGUUAGUUGAGUCAGUGCUGCUUGGUGCAGAAAAGCUAUGGGCCACGCAACAAGUGUCUGUUGAUGCCAGAGCUCGUGAUGAAGCUGAACGAGCAUUGGCGGAUUGGCUUGUUAUGUGCUGUGAUAUCUUUGAUGGUUUAAAGGAUUGUGAGGAUGGCACGCCACUGGGAUUUUCGAGGGAUAUGGUAUAUCGGCUAAUGGGUGGCUGUUCACCGUGUCCCACACUGCACUCCAUACUUCAUCGUCAGCGCCACGAAGUUUUUACCACUACCGACGUUGGUGAGAAAAGCACCUCCGAUUUUAACACAACGGGUAAUAGAGCUGCCGUGCAAAACCCAGAAACGGCAUUUGCGGCGGCGCAACAAGCCUUUGCCAGAAUCGUAGGUAUGGUAAGCAACGACAUGAAACUGAACAUUUAUGCCUUGUACAAGCAGGCUACCGUUGGCGAUAUCAAUAUUUCGAGACCGUGGUUAACCGAUGUGGUUGGACGCGCUAAGUGGGAUGCAUGGUGCAGGGUUAAAGGGAUGAGUAAGGAGGUUGCAGAGCAACAAUACGUUUCACUGGUAUCCGCACUACAAGAGCAUCGUAAGAGUUCAAUUGGGUGA
This is a messenger RNA of Trypanosoma brucei brucei TREU927, 2337 nucleotides long. Its product is annotated as acyl-CoA binding protein, putative. NCBI's taxonomy places the organism in Eukaryota, Euglenozoa, Kinetoplastea, Trypanosomatida, Trypanosomatidae. Gene Ontology annotation, molecular function: fatty-acyl-CoA binding. The coding region runs from base 1 to 2337 and encodes 778 amino acids. The record is from RefSeq and is a predicted model, not a curated record. The transcript has a single exon. Gene Ontology annotation, biological process: fatty acid metabolic process.